CACUAUUUGGGCGAAUUGAAUAGCAGAAAAAAUUGUUUUUUUUUAUUUAUUUUGUGGCCUGAAUCCGAAUCGAAGCCAUCAAUUGAUCGCCUCUUCAUCGGUCCCACGUCAUGUGGGAGCGUUACCGACACUCUUCCAUCCGUUUCUGCUCACGAGCUCUUCUUUAUUGCAGACGGCUGUGAUUUUUUCCUAUUCUCUUCCGUUCUAUGAUCUGUUUUUUUUGAUAACGCCGGGAAAAUAUCAAGGGAGAGUGAUAGCGAAGUACGAGUAAUUUCGAAAGAUUUUACCUUUUUCACACUUUUAUUUUUCUGAUUAUUUAAAGGGUUUGGCUAGGGUUUCUCGGUGGUACGGGGAAAAAGUUUUGUUCUUUUCUUAGCUUUUGGGAUUUGAGUGGUUCUUUCUUGUUUGAGGGAAUUCGGGUAAAGGUGACUGUUUUGACCAGUCUAGGGAGGGAUUUGGGAUGGGCUUCGUGAGCACUUUGUUGGGUACUUUCGGAUUUGGGAUUGGAGUUUCUGCUGGGAUUGUCAUCGGCUAUUAUCUCUUCAUCUACUUCCACUCCACUGAUGUCAAGGAUCUUAAAUUUCGUCCACUUGUUGAACAUGACUCGCAAUCUUUGGAGCGCAUGCUUCCUGAGAUUCCUUUAUGGGUCAAAAACCCGGACUUUGACAGGGUUGAUUGGCUAAACAAGUUUCUAGAGAAUAUGUGGCCAUAUCUGGAUAAGGCAAUAUGUAAAACUGCAAAGGAGAUUGCAAAGCCAAUUAUUGCUGAGAAUACUACAAAGUAUAAAAUUGAUUCAGUUGAAUUUCAAACACUGACCUUAGGUUCACUACCACCUACCUUUCAAGGAAUAAAAGUUUAUAUUACUGAUGAAAAGGAGUUGAUUUUGGAACCUGUACUGAAAUGGGCUGGAAAUCCUAAUAUAACUGUUGUUGUUAAAGCUUUCGGAUUAAAAGCAUCUGCACAGGUCAUAGAUUUACAGGUCUUUGCCAUACCACGAAUCACAUUAAAGCCACUUGUUCCUAGUUUUCCCUGUUUUGCAAAAAUAUACGUCUCUUUGAUGGAGAAGCCACAUGUUGACUUUGGUUUAAGGCUUCUUGGAGCUGAUCUUAUGUCAAUUCCUGGCAUCUAUACCGUCGUCCAGGAAAUAAUAAAAAAUCAGGUUGCAAGCAUGUAUCUUUGGCCAAAAACUCUUGAAAUUCCAAUCAUGGAUCUUUCAAGCGCCAUGAAGAAGCCCGUUGGAAUACUUCAUGUAAAAGUAAUCAGAGCAUAUAAACUAAAAAAGAAAGACCUUUUGGGCAAAUCAGAUCCUUAUGUAAAGCUAAAGCUUACAGAAGAGAAACUCCCAUCGAAGAAAACCAAAGUGAAGCACAAUAAUCUUAAUCCUGAAUGGAACGAGGAAUUCCGAUUGGUUGUCAAAGACCCAAAUUCUCAAGCUUUGGAGCUUCUUGUUUUCGAUUGGGAGAAGGUUGGGAAACAUGAUAAGAUUGGCAUGCAAGUUAUUCCAUUGAAACAACUUUCUCCCGACGAACCCAAAACUUUGACUCUCGAGUUGGUAAAAACGAUGGAUCUAUCCGAAACCGAUGAUAAAUCACGGGGCCAAAUUGUGGUUGAGUUGCUAUAUAGUCCUUUCAAGGAAGAUGCUUUGCCCAAUGAAGUUGUCGAGGAUGCCGACGGUUUAGAGAAGGCUCCCGAAGGCACUCCUGCCGGCGGAGGUUUAUUGGUUAUCACGAUUCAUGAAGCCGAAGAUCUCGAGGGUAAACACCACACAAACCCGUAUGCACGAAUCAUCUUCAAAGGCGAAGAGAGGAAGACUAAGCACAUUAAGAAAAAUAGGGAUCCACGGUGGGAAGAAGAGUUUCAGUUUGUUUGCGAGGAGCCCCCUGUGAAUGAUAAAUUGCAAGUGGAUGUCCAUAGCAAGCCAUCAACUAUUGGCAUACACUCUAAGGAAAAUUUGGGUUAUGUUGUCAUCAGCCUUGCAGACGUCAUCACAAACAAGAGAAUCAAUGAGAAAUAUAAUCUCAUUGAUUCCAAAAAUGGCAGAAUCCAGAUUGAAUUGCAAUGGCGGCCUUCAUAGACAGCAGCAGCAGCUUCAGUCAGCAAACUGCAAAUCAAAGAAAGAGGAAACUUUUAUUCUGGCUUUAUUUUCAUUUUUUUUUUGUUUUAAUAAAUAUUGUAUCUUCUGUACAUAUAAUGGCUGUGUGAUUUCAUGUUAUUGUAUGCUUUGGGUGAAUGUUUGCAUUUUUUUUCUUUUUAAAAUUUGAAAUUAAACCUUUGAACUGCAUUUGUGAAAGGCACAGUAGAACUUUUGAAAA
Molecule: messenger RNA, 2312 nt
Organism: Phalaenopsis equestris
Lineage: Eukaryota; Viridiplantae; Streptophyta; Magnoliopsida; Asparagales; Orchidaceae
Product: synaptotagmin-2
Exons: 12
Coding region: 461-2074 (537 amino acids)
Cellular component (GO): endoplasmic reticulum
Molecular function (GO): lipid binding
Source: RefSeq, a predicted model, not a curated record